Molecule: messenger RNA, 2427 nt
Organism: Lodderomyces jiufengensis
Lineage: Eukaryota; Fungi; Ascomycota; Pichiomycetes; Serinales; Debaryomycetaceae
Gene: VTC3
Product: vacuolar transporter chaperone
Exons: 1
Coding region: 1-2427 (808 amino acids)
Cellular component (GO): vacuolar transporter chaperone complex; fungal-type vacuole membrane
Source: RefSeq, a predicted model, not a curated record
AUGUCAGCAAGUGAAGAUCCGAAAUCAACAAUUAGUGAACAAAAAUCUACUCAACCUCAAUCGAGUCAAGGUCAAUCCAAGAUGUUAUUUGGAACUAAAUUAGAACAUGAAACUUAUGCACCAUGGAAAGAUUAUUAUAUAAAUUAUAAUCAAUUAAAAAAAUUAUUAAAAGAAGGAGUUAUAUUAAAAAAUAAUUGGACUGAUAAAGAUGAACAAAAUUUUGUUAGUGCUUUAGAUGAAAAUUUAGAAAAAGUAUUUGGAUUUCAGCAUAAUAAAUUUGAUGAAUUAAAUGAUGAAUUAAAUAAAUUACAACAACAAAUUGAAGUUGCUGAUAUUUUUAAUGUUGAAAGUUUUUCUAAAAAAUUAGAUAAUUUAUUAAAUGAGGCACAAAAUUUGGAACAUUUUCAAAGAUUAAAUUAUACUGGAUUUAUAAAAAUUGUUAAAAAACAUGAUAGAUUACAUCCAGAUUAUUCUGUAAAACCUUUAUUAAACGUUAGAUUAAAAAAAUUACCAUUUCAUUCAGAAGAUUAUUCUCCUUUGUUAUAUAAAGUUGGUAUAUUAUUUCAAUUUUUAAGAGAAAAUUAUGAAGUUGAUCAAUCUUUGAGUAAAUUAUCAUCUUUUAACGAUGGUGCAUUAAGUGGCGAAUUUCAAUCUUUCAAAUUUUGGGUUCAUCCUGAUAAUUUAAUGGAAGUUAAAACUACUAUUUUAAGACAUUUACCUGUGUUGAUUUAUAACUCCAAAAACGAUGAUGAUGAUGAUGACGAUGACGAUGAUGAAGAGGAACCAAAUAAUUCAGGUAAUCACAAGGUAACUCAAACUGAUCAAACAGUCAAUUGUUUAUAUUUUGAUAACGAAGAUUUUGAUUUAUAUAAUCAUAAAUUAACAAAAUUAAAUAAUUCAGCAACUUUAAGAAUUCGAUGGAUUGGUAAAUUAAGUGAUAAACCAAAAAUUACGAUGGAAAAAAAACAAUUUGAUAUUAAUUCAAAUUUUCAUGUUGAUGAUAAAAUUGAAUUAAGACAAAAAUAUAUUAAUCAAUUUGUUAUUCAAAAUUCAAUACCAUCAAAGAUUUUAAAACUAAAUGAUGAAGCAGCUGUAAAGAAUUUAUCAAAAUUUAUUGAUGAAAAUCAUUUACAACCAAUUUUAAGAACCACGUAUAACCGUACAGCUUUUCAAAUUCCAGGUGAUGACAAAAUUAGAAUUAUAAUUGAUUCUAAUUUAACUUUUAUUAGAGAAGAUUCAUUUGAUUCAAGAUUACCAAUUAGAGAUCCAAAUCAAUGGCAUCGUUUAGAUUUAGAUAAUAGUAAAAAUUCACAACAAUUUUUAAGAAAAGGUGAAUAUAAUAAAUUUCCUUUUUCAACUAUGGAAAUUAAAAUCAAGAAAUCAUCAGUAAAAAACUUUAAAAAAUUACAAUGGAUUAAUGAAUUAAUCAAUAGUUCUUAUUUAGUUAAAGAAAUUCCAAAUUUUUCCAAAUUCAUUCAUGGUGUUGCUUCAUUAUUUUUAGAAGAUGAUAAAUUAGAUAAUAUUCCAAUGUGGUUUAAUGAAUUAGAAGGUGAUAUAAAUGAUGAUUUACCAAUUAUACCAUCUAAAGUUAAUAAUGAUGGUAUUACUGAAUUAAGUAAUGAUGAUAAUUUAUCUAAAUUUAAAUCAAUGAUUUUGAAAAACAACAAUAAUUUCCAACCAAGAUCUGCUUCAUUUUCAGGUAGUUUAUUAUAUAAAGAUGAAAUUGAUGAAGUAAAUGGUGAUCAAAACAAGAUAGUUACAAUUGAUGAAGAAUUAUCAACAACUGAUAAAUUACAAACUAAUCAACAAGUUAAUUUAACAACUGAUGAUCAAUCAUCAGAUUUCGAUGAUGAUGAGGAUGAAGAUGAUGAAGAAACUUCUUCAAAACCAAGUAGUAUAUCAAGAAUUACAAGUCAAUUUUCAAGAUUAAUUGAUGUUGAUUCAGAAGAUGAAGAAAUUGAAUUACCUGUAGGAGUUAUUAAACCAGAACAAUGGAUUAAAAAUAUGGGACCAUUAAAAAUAGAACCAAAAGUUUGGUUAGCUAAUGAAAGAACUUUUAAUAGAUGGUUACAUGUAACAACUUUAUUAAUGUCAGUUACUUUUAUAAUUUAUUCAUCUACUUUAAGAUCAAAUUUUGCUGAAUUAAGUACUUAUUUAGCUUAUUUUUAUUUUGGAUUAACUGUAUUUAGUUGUCUUUGGGGUUAUUAUAUUUUUAUGGAAAGAAGAAAAAUUAUUAUGGAAAGAUCAGAUAAACAUUUAGAUAAUUCUGUGGGACCUUUAAUUAUUGCAUUUGGUUUAAUAUUUGCAUUAAUUGUUAAUUUUAUAUUUGGUUGGAAAAGUUUAGAUUUAGAUUAUGAAAAUAAUCAAUUUUAUCAAAAUAAUCCAAUGCAUAAAAAAAUCCAUCAAUUUGUUGCAGAAAUGUUUUAA